Messenger RNA from Paramuricea clavata, 1343 nucleotides. The record is from the annotation of a GenBank genome assembly. Lineage: Eukaryota; Metazoa; Cnidaria; Anthozoa; Malacalcyonacea; Plexauridae.
AUGGCGGUCGAGAUAAUGUUUACAUUCUGUGGGUCAUACGCUGACCUUUAUACUCUGGCUCAGAACAUACAUUAAAUAUUCAUAACACAGACGAAACCAGGAGAACACGCUCUUGCAUACAAAAUAAGUUAUCUGGAUUGUUCCUAUCGUUGCUACCAUCUUUCCAUUUCCAGUCGCCUUAGUGCAGAGUGACAAUUGGGGCAUGUUAUUUGACCAAAGUUGUUUGUAUGAAACAGUGGGUUCCACAAGAUGACUGAAGGAAUAACGUUGUUUAUCCAGUUAUGUUUGAAAAAAAGGGGCUACCUUCUGGGCAAAUAAGAACUUGCGUUUCGUCUGGCUUUUUCUCGCAAUUCUCAAUGCAUAACUUGAUAAAAUUUAACCCACGACUUUACUAUGGGACCAGCACACGGCGAAUUUGACAAAUAGCACGUUAAAAUACUGAUAAAAACCCCCCACAAACAACAAGUCACUUUGUUGCCAUAUUCGAAUGACAUCUAAAGCAUGACUUAGUCGCGAGUGUAUCACAUGCAGGUGUGAUUAAGAAUCCAAUACAUAACUAUUGUGUUUCGACACUGUCGCUCACACACGGAAACACUGCGGCAAGGCUGCACAUAUGUCAUCCUCAUAGACGCUGACUACGCUCGUUUGUUUGAAAUCAACGAAAAUAGCUUGCUAGCCUAACAAUAUUUUCAAGUCUUUCAGUCUCAGUGUCGUGUUAAAAGCUUCGAACACAUGUAAUUAGAUCUAUUUCUAAACAGAUUAACGGACCACCAGCCUGGAUUUCGUAUAUCGCAAGAAAGCAACUAAACGUUUAUAUCAAAAGUUUUAUUUUAAAUAAUACUUAUUAUUUAUCGCUUAAACGUCCCCUGCACCGCAAUAGUAGCUACAGAUGACUGAUUGUUUAUAUAAUGCUGGUUGCGCCGUACGCGCAAGUUUGAUUUUUGUUCUGGCGCCUGGCGACUUGAAUUGCAAAUGAUCCACAAAAAGCAAAUGAUCCAAAUGAUCCACAAAAAGCAAAUGAUCGAAAUGAUCCACAAAAAGCAAAUGAUCCAAAUGAUCCACAAAAAGCAAAUGAUCCAAAUGAUCCACAAAAAGCAAAUGAUCCAAAUGAUCUACAAAAAGCAAAUGAUCCAAAUGAUCUACAAAAAGCAAAUGAUCUAAAUGAUCCACAAAAAGCAAAUGAUCCAAAUGAUCCACAAAAAGCAAAUGAUCCAAAUGAUCCACAAAAAGCAAAUGAUCCAAAUGAUCCACAAAAAGCAAAUGAUCCGAAUGAUCUACAAAAAGGAAACGAUCCAAAUGCGCCAGCCAAAAAGCCUGACGAUCCAAAACAAAUAGGUAGCUAA